This is a messenger RNA of Branchiostoma belcheri (Belcher's lancelet), 2629 nucleotides long. Its product is annotated as tripartite motif-containing protein 2-like. Gene Ontology annotation, biological process: protein polyubiquitination; negative regulation of translation; proteasome-mediated ubiquitin-dependent protein catabolic process. The transcript has a single exon. The record is from RefSeq and is a predicted model, not a curated record. Lineage: Eukaryota; Metazoa; Chordata; Leptocardii; Amphioxiformes; Branchiostomatidae. Gene Ontology annotation, molecular function: zinc ion binding; ubiquitin protein ligase activity; protein binding. Bases 451 to 2289 code for a protein of 612 amino acids.
AUCGCCUCCAAGCCUGCAUGGCUCUGGCCUGUUUUACAUUGUGACAUUUUUGUUUGCUUCCUGCCUACGCGCGCGUUUUUCUCUGUGAGCGACCAAAGACGUGAAGACAAGACGGAGCCACACAUCCGCAUGGAGACUGAUUUGAACCACCUGGUUGAUUGCAUACUGAUGGGACGACAGCAAAUAGAUUUCUCUAUCGAUAGGGUAGUUUGGGUUGUAACUAAUUGUCAAUAAACCAUUGUUGAACUACGCCGCUUAGGCUAAAGAACAUUUUCACUAACAAAUGUAUUUUCAAUCAGAGUAGCCCCCGAGGGCCGCAUUAUUCCUCAAGUUGACUUAGCAGAUCUGUGCCUUUGUCUGGAAGCAAAGGAGCGACAUUCCGGUGUGACGAUAUGAAACCUGAGUGAUGUCACCACCGCACUGGUAAAACCUGUUCCAGCAACUUGGAAGAUGGCGAACAUACAGCAGUACGAAUCAAAGUUUAGGCAACAGAUGCGAGAGGAAUUCCUCUCUUGUAGCAUCUGCACGGAUACUUUCAAGACACCGAAAGUUCUGCCCUGCCAGCAUACGUUUUGUGUGACGUGCCUUCGAGAUUGGGCCGAAACGCGCAAGCCCUUUCAAUGCCCGAUGUGUCGUGUGUCCGUGGCCCUGCCAGUUCAGGGCGUCUCCGGCUUUCAGGACAACCGACUUGUGGCCGAGCUAUGUGAGCAGUUCUCGGACAAACUGUCCACCAGUCCACCGAAGGCUGAACAACGAAACAAGGGCAAAUGUUACUUCCACCCAGGGCAAGACAUAGCUCUUUUCUGUCAGCAGUGCAAGAUGCCAGCUUGCAACCACUGCGUCAACGAGAGGCACACAGGCCACACGUUUUGGAACGUGGAAGAAGGGGCGUUCCAAAGAAAGGAUGUGUUCGCGGCCUUGAUCACCGACAGCCACCGAUUCCGCGAGACGAUCGUUGGAAAACUCCAGCACCUGGAGCACGGAGAGAAGAGGCUCAACCAGCAGAAGAAGGAGGCUGACGAGGGUGUCGCAAGGGUUGUGGAUGACGCUAUAGCGCAGCUGCGCAACUCCGAAAAGGCCCUGCUGUCUGAGAUCGACGAGAACUACCGCCAGAACCUUGGUCCCAUCAAACAGAAGCACAAUGCACUACUGGCGCAAGUUGCUGAGCUCACAGAAGCAAGCGACGCUGCACGGCUGUCCCUGAGUCAGGGAGGUCGCGAGGCCCUGGGGCAAGAGGCGGCACUGCACAAAAUGCUAUCAAGGUACCGAAGCGACCCAGGGUCGCAGCUGGCUCCCAUCCAAGCACAGGUUGUCACCUUCCAGUCAGCUACUGUCGACCUCCGCAAUCAAAAAUUGGGCAACCUUAGUCUGCAGUCAUUCACCCUCACCCCACAGACCGGGGGAUAUCAGCCGCCCUUAAGCCCGGGACUUGGUAGCCCAACAAGCCCAGGACCGGGUAGCCCAACAAGCUCAAAUCCUAAACUAACCAUCCCUGGAAUAGCUUCAACAGGUGUAGCUGUUUCUCACGCUCGUAAUAACGAGGUGUACAUCACCGACAAGAGGAAUUGCCGGAUCCUGGUCUACAACUUACAGGGCGCCCAUCUCCGGCAUUUCACCACCUCUGUGCCGGGUGCAGCCGGUAUGGAGGUGAUGGGCCCAGACGAUGUCGAGGAGGGGGAGACAGGGAACCUGUGGGUGGUGGGAGUCAUCGACAAGACACGCGACCAACUUGCCGUGCAGUACGCUAAAGACUGCAGCUUCAUCAGCAAGAUAGACCUGAAGCUGAAAUAUCCAUCUUCGGGCCUUGGCAUAGCCGUGAACAGGAAAAAGAACUACAUUGUCCUGCCGUACGACGCCAGUCGGGACGCCGUCAACAUCUGUAAGCCCAGUGGUUCUGCUGUUCGACACGUCGGUGGCGGGAAACACGGCUUAAAACAUGCCAGAGGGUUCGCUGUGAACACCGACGGGAGUGUCUACAUCUGUGAUGAUGAAUCCCACAGCAUCUUCGUGUAUGACGGGAAGGGGAAGUUUCUGUUCAAGUUCGGGAGUUACGGCAGCGGUGACGGUCAGAUGAACCAGCCCAGCGGCGUGUGUACCGACACCUCCGGCAACGUGGUCGUGGCAGACACGGGGAACCGCCGUGUGGAGUUGUUUGACGCCAAAGGGACAUUUCUCCGUCACAUCAUCGCCAACAUGAACGCUCCCGUCGCAGUGGCUGUGGGUCAGCAUGGGCAACUGGUCAUCAGCGACCUUGGACACAACGCUAUAUCUGUUUUCGACCGGUAUUAACACUCCGUAUUCAACUUGUCGCCAAGGCGCCGGUGGUAGAGGCUAUGUCAUAAAACGAAGCAAAAGGAUCGUUUCCAAAACUCCUGGAUCAUUGUUUCGAAAACUCCUGCUUGACUGAUUCAGAUCACACUGCGACAAACCAUCUAAUAUAACAGAGGGAUAUUGUGCAUUGUAGAGUAGCGUCUCCAGGAAUGAUGUUAUGCACACGGUCAGUCGGACUGCCGGGUUCAUUCCUUCAAUCUUAACGUAGCAAAAAAGCACAUAUACAUGUAGAGGAAGACAGCUACCUGCCCUGUGUGUAGAAACUAUUGAUGGACACAAAGAGUGACAUGACCUGCUC